Messenger RNA from Paramacrobiotus metropolitanus, 1542 nucleotides. RefSeq lists its product as uncharacterized. The transcript has 3 exons. Lineage: Eukaryota; Metazoa; Tardigrada; Eutardigrada; Parachela; Macrobiotidae. The coding region runs from base 395 to 1534 and encodes 379 amino acids. The record is from RefSeq and is a predicted model, not a curated record.
UCGAAAAAAAGAUCUCGCGCAACUGAGUUUUUGAAAGAUCUCGCGCAUUUGGAGGAUGUCAGUAUUUCUUAUGUUGCAGUUAUUGCAGUUUAUUACGAGCACAAAUAUGAGUUUCGUUUUUAGCCUACUAGUUUGAGUGUCACGUAGAUUGUGAUGUGGUGCUGCAGCUGCUGGUGGACUAGUGCUCGUUAGUUUCCCUCAGUGAUCUCAGCUGUGAGAAACAUGUUUCCUCAAAUGAUUCCAGGAUAUUUUGGGACGCUGUCAGCGCUGCUCGUAGCGGACAGAUUGCUCCAUAGCUGAGUAGCCGUGGAACAGAAAUCUGCCAGUUUCGAAAUAUUGGCUCCAUUGUCGCUUUGCUACGUGCUUCGCUUACUGUCAUCUCCAGGCUAGAGCGAUGUCCGAUCCUGCAGCGUGCUGCGUGUUGUUGUGUCCUUCGUCGGAGCAGUCGCGUUCCUUGCGCAGCGUGUGCUUCUUCGAUUUCCCGCAUCCCACUGAUCCGCGCUAUCCCCUUUGGAUUGAGCGCACUCUGCGUCCGAAAGACUGGACUCCGUCUCCGACCAGCAAGAUCUGCAGCAAACACUUUCGUUCAACGGAUAUCCUCACAUUGCGCCACGCGGAUGGCUCCGGACGAGCGGAGAAGCGAUUGAAAUACGAUGCGCUGCCGAGUGUUUUCGAAGGCAUUCCGGAUUCCAUGCGUCCGCAGACACAUGUUGUGCCGCGCGCAGACAGCCCGGAGAUUGUUCCGACCACUAACUGUUCGAAGAAGCGUUCUGCCGAUUGUUUGGACGAAAACUUGUGUAACGAAGCCCAGAAAGAAUCUAGUGACUCCCUCAAUGCUUCUAUCGAAGAGGCGGAGGUAUCCACAAAGGCGCAGUCGAAUUUUUCCCACCCAAACGAUGACCCUUCAAGCGUGAGUGCGACCGGACCGCUUUGUCCGUCAGCCUCGAUUCCACGUGCAAAAAAAGCCAGACAUGAUUUUUCACCUGUCGUCUUCCAGUCAAACCCAACCCAGCUGCGAUCCACGUGUUCGUUAGCGUAUAAAAUCGCCGGCGGACAACUUACCGUGUUGGAGAACUGCGCUCAACACGUUUCUGUGGAUUAUCCUGCUGCCACGGACGCCGACGAGGCCCGCAAGUGCUGCGUUCCAGGAUGUUCUAACGGGCGGGAUGAUAAUCUGCAAGGGAGAAUUCAUUUUCACGCAUUUCCCACAGAUAAGCGCUUCCAGACCGAAUGGAUCAAGCGGGUGGCGUUUUCCAGUUUCUGGCAGCCGGCUCCGUAUUCCGUCGUUUGCAGCGUCCAUUUUCUCAACACGGAUUACGGUUUUAUUGGCAGGAUUUUGUGCCUGAAACCGACAGCGAUCCCGUCGCAAUUGGGUUGCCGGAACGGACUGAUGCGAAAGCUGAAUGGACCGUGUCCGUUCAGUCGGAUGUGCGCCAUUUGCGGGUGCUGGAGAGGAUCAAGCAGACCACCUACUACAAGUCCGCGUCCCGGUUGGCCUUUGUUCCGUUUCCAGAAGAAGGGAAUGAACGACUGAAAUGGCUG